CUCGAGAAAAUCGUACGUGACGCCGUCUUCAACCGAGACCAAGAAAGGAUUCGGAGAAUUGUCGAACAACUUUGUCAUGACUAUGCAUACGCCGUGCAUCAGCCCCAUGCCCGCAACGGCGGUCUGAUCGGGUUGGCUGCGGCCUCGAUCGCUCUCGGAUCGGAAGGAGUUGCCCCGUAUCUGAAGGAGAUCGUGCCUCCGGUCCUAGCGUGCUUUUCCGACCAAGAUGCGCGUGUGAGAUAUUAUGCCUGCGAGAGUAUGUAUAAUAUCGCCAAGGUAGCCAAAGGAGAGAUAUUGCUAUUCUUCAACGAAAUAUUUGAUGCACUGGCAAAGCUUGCUUCCGACUCCGAACUCUCUGUGAAAAAUGGCGCAGAGCUUCUCGACCGUCUCGUCAAAGAUAUCGUCGCCGAAUCCGCAGCUUCAUAUGUCUCUGUGCUACAGUUGACAGAGAAGGACGCCGCAGAUUCUGAUACAUUGGACGAAGCAGAUCUGCCCACUGCUUUCUCUCUUGCAAAAUUCAUCCCAUUGCUCAAGGAACGCAUCCAUGUGAUUAGCCCAUUUACACGGAAUUUCCUGGUGUCAUGGCUUACACUGUUGGAUACAAUUCCUGACCUGGAAUUGGUUUCUUAUCUUCCCGAAUUCCUAGAAGGAUUGAUUAGGUUUCUCGGCAGCCCGAAUAAAGAUGUCAAUGUGGCCACACAAGGGCUCCUCGAUCGGUUUCUAUCCGAAAUCAAACGGAUCACGCGCCUGAAGAAGGGCAUCGAGGAUAGUCGCAAGGGUCAACAAAGCCGCCGGCGUUCUACAGCGAGCGAUGCUGCAAGUCUCAGUGCUAAGACCGAACACACGGUCGAAACAGCUGGAGAUGGCGAUAAAGAUGAUAUCGCUGUGGAUGAUUCGGCUUCGGAAUUCAUCACCGACGACGAAUUUGUGCAAGCGGACGGUGACUACAUUCCAGGACAGGACGUGCAUAUUGACCACCCAAAGAUCCUGGACAUUCUCGUUGGCUUUGUUGACACUUCUCAUGGUAAGCCGCCUUCCAGGAGGAUGCAACUCACGGCUCUUCGUUGGAUUGAUACGUUUUUUGAGAUCAGCCCUGAAGACAUUCUUCAGUUCAUUCCGCGCCUUUUGACACAAGUUCUGCCUGCAAUGUCGAGUGGUGCUGACCAAGUGCGACUUGCUGCAAAUCGAGUCAACAAAUCGCUUCUUGAAUACAUUUACUCUCUCCCCGUUGACACGACCGAUACGACCGAUGACGCCACGCAUUCUUCAUCCAAGAAUUAUUCCAGUGCUCCCAGCAGGGAGAGCAUCGAGCAGAAAUCUUCUGAAACAGCUUACGAAGGAAAAAAGUCAUCGCAGGAGAUUUCUCGGGCGCCGACACCUCGCAGCAGUCUCACACCAUCUCCUGCGCAACCCGCCGAUCUUGACUACGCAGCGGCCGUCAAUUCACUCACGUUACAAUUCUUGAACGAAAAUGAAGCAACUCGGGUAGCUGCCCUCGAAUGGCUCAUCAUGUUGCACUUGAAAGCACCCAAAAAGGUGGUUGCGUUCAACGAUGGAACAUUCCCGGCCCUCUUGAAAACGCUUUCCGAUCCUGCAGAAGCAGUUGUGACCAAGGACCUGCAGCUACUGUCCCAAAUAUCCAAAAAUAGUGAAGACAGCUACUUCGCGUCUUUCAUGGUCAAUCUCUUACAACUUUUCUCCACAGACCGGAACCUGCUGGAGGUCCGUGGAAAUCUGAUCAUCAGGCAAUUGUGCACGAACUUGAGUCCAGAGCGUAUCUACCGUACUCUUGCGGACUGUCUCGAGAAAGAAGAAGAUAUUGAGUUCGCCAGCAUCAUGGUGCAGAACUUAAAUAAUAAUCUCAUUACAGCCCCCGAGUUGUCGGACAUGAGGAAGCGGUUGAGAAACCUGGACUCUAGGGAGGGCCAAAUGUUCUUCGUUGCGCUUUUUCGAUCCUGGUGUCACAAUGCUGUCUCCACAUUUUCCCUUUGCCUGCUUGCUCAAGCAUACGAACAAGCUUAUAACCUUCUCCAAAUAUUUGCCGAGCUCGAAAUGACCGUCAAUAUGCUGAUUCAGAUCGACAAACUGGUUCAGCUCUUAGAGUCCCCAGUCUUCACUUAUCUUCGCCUCCAGCUCCUUGAGCCGGAAAAGUACCCUUAUCUAUAUAAAUGCCUCUAUGGGGUUCUGAUGCUGUUGCCGCAAAGUUCCGCCUUCGCGGCUCUAAAGAAUCGUCUCAACAGCGUUAGCAACAUCGGCUUCCUGCAUACCGGGUCUCGAAGUGCGCCACCAGCAAUAGGAUCAUACGACCGUUCGACCACGGGCACACGCUUGAAGCGCGAUGAAAAUAGCAUUCGUUGGAACGACCUCCUUGAGAAGUUCAAGCUUGUUCAAGAGCGCGCCCGUCGGUCUCGAGCGGCACAGCGCCUCUCGCUCGACCCGACGGAAUCAUCUCAAGACCCCUUAACAGCUGCAUUAUCUAUCGCCGCAGGGACAAGGGACAAGGGUGUUGCUGAAAUGCAUCGUGGGUCAGGAGUGAUGAGUCCUAGCUCUGGUGGCAUCGGACUCGGCAUGGCAGGGGCUAGCGGUCUAGGAAAUGGGAAGGGCGGCUUGGAAACCACCAAGUCAUCCACGUCUUUCUUAGGUGGAUCAUCGAGAACCAAACCUGGUCUUCCCAAUCUUGGCCGGUUAGGUAUCGGAGGGCGGAAAUCCAAGAAAUGA
Molecule: messenger RNA, 2718 nt
Organism: Penicillium chermesinum
Lineage: Eukaryota; Fungi; Ascomycota; Eurotiomycetes; Eurotiales; Aspergillaceae
Product: VAC14 family protein
Exons: 9
Biological process (GO): phosphatidylinositol biosynthetic process; positive regulation of kinase activity
Cellular component (GO): PAS complex; endosome membrane; fungal-type vacuole membrane
Source: RefSeq, a predicted model, not a curated record